Molecule: messenger RNA, 849 nt
Organism: Hevea brasiliensis (rubber tree)
Lineage: Eukaryota; Viridiplantae; Streptophyta; Magnoliopsida; Malpighiales; Euphorbiaceae
Product: insulin-degrading enzyme-like 1, peroxisomal
Exons: 5
Coding region: 46-537 (163 amino acids)
Biological process (GO): peptide catabolic process
Cellular component (GO): cytosol; mitochondrion
Molecular function (GO): metal ion binding; metalloendopeptidase activity
Source: RefSeq, a predicted model, not a curated record
GCUGAAUCCAUUAAUUGAAUUAUCUAGGUCCAUCAAGAUGAAUUUAUGCUGAAUGUGAAACUUCAGCUUUUUACUCUUAUUGCAAAGCAAGCAGCCUUCCAUCAGCUGAGAACAGUUGAACAACUUGGGUACAUUACUUACCUCACACGGAGGAACGAUUAUGGUAUUCAUGGAGUACAGUUUGUCGUUCAAUCUACAGUAAAGGAUCCGGGGUAUAUUGAUUUGAGAGUCGAGGCAUUCCUCAAGUUGUUUGAAAAUAAAAUUUAUGAGAUGACUGAUGAGGAGUUCAAGAGCAAUGUUAAGGCAUUGAUUGAUAUGAAACUUGAGAAGCACAAGAAUUUAUGGGAAGAAUCUGGAUUUUAUUGGCAUGAGAUUGUUAUUGGGACUUUCAAGUUUGACCGCAAAGAAUGUGAGGUUGCAGCACUAGAGGAGCUUACAAAACAAGAAUUUAUUGAUUUUUUCAACGAAUAUAUAAGAAUUGGCGCCUCAAAAGAGGACAUUGAGCAUACGCGUUUAUGGAAGCCUACAUUCACUUGAGUACAUGUCAGAUAGAAGUGAGGAAGCUAAGCCGAACAAGGUUCAGAUAGAUGAUAUUUUUAGUUUCAGAAGAUCACAACCUCUUUACAGUUCCUUCAAAGGAUGUGCUGGUCGUACAAAGUUGUAAGUAUUGAACCUGUUUUCCAACUUUUAAACUGAAAAAAAAAAUGAUGUAUAAGCUUCUCCAUUUCAAGUGAAGUGAAAAUACUGACAAGAAUAUAUCAGGAAAACAAGCAUUAAUUGAGGUGAUUUUUUAAGUACUGGAAUGAUGGUUCCUGCUUAGGACACAAUCAUGAAUCGCAAUUCUGGAUA